Anastrepha ludens (Mexican fruit fly) is the source of this 4882-nucleotide messenger RNA. It is a transcript of the gene Cap-D2, whose product is annotated as condensin complex subunit 1. The coding region runs from base 178 to 4602 and encodes 1474 amino acids. The transcript has 7 exons. Gene Ontology annotation, cellular component: condensed chromosome, centromeric region; nucleus. Gene Ontology annotation, biological process: mitotic cell cycle; mitotic chromosome condensation; meiotic chromosome condensation. The record is from RefSeq and is a predicted model, not a curated record. Gene Ontology annotation, molecular function: histone binding. NCBI's taxonomy places the organism in Eukaryota, Metazoa, Arthropoda, Insecta, Diptera, Tephritidae.
AGCAGCAGCCGACGCUGAAGAUUUGUACAAUUUCCUUAUAUCUCUUUACUAGUUAUCUCUGUUUACCCGCAAUUUAAACAAUUUACAGUAAGAAACAAUCAAGAGGUUUAAAUUAUUGUGAAACUUAUUUAAAAUAUAGGGAAGCCGCAACAUUUCUAAUCGAAGACGAAGUGUACUAUGGAUUUCCAAUUCGUGCUGCCAAGCACCAACGCUGAGCUACUAAAUUCAAGCGGUGAUAGCUACUAUGUGAAACAAGUCUAUGCACCUAAUGAAAUUGGAGAGCGUUUACGCGUGUGCAAACAGAUGGUCCAACAAGGGGACCCAUUCUACAUUUUCGACCACUUUGAUACAUACUUUACUAUAAUUGAGAGUCGGGGAUGCGAUGCGGCCUCUAUUACUAAUCUUAUGCGCAGCUUUGAUCUUCUGUACAUCACAGUCGACAAGUUGGGUCAGCGUUUGGCACCGGUUCUAGCUUGCAGCGAUACGGCACAGAGUUUACAAGACCGCCAGAGGUAUCUGAAUCUCACAAAGAUGUUACUUUUCUUGCAAGUGAAUACGGUGCGGCGCUUAGAUAGUGUGGCAUCACAAGCGCAGCAACAACAACAACAGCAAUUACAACAGAAAAAGCGACUGAAACAAACUGAAACUCUCGAACAAUAUCCCGAUUGGGACUCAAAGCGCGGCCGCUUUCUGGUGCAGCUGUACAAUAUUUUGCAGUUUCCGCUUGAAAAACUUUGGAAUCCACCAGUGGCUGAAGAAAAUUUUGUUAAUCUAAUUUGUGAUAUAUGUUAUCGCACGCUGGAAUUAAUACAUUCACGCUCAGACAACCGCCAUAUCACGGACACUGUAUUUCAAAUCUUCGGGACUGCCAUAAAACGCUAUAACCAUGCGCUAACCUUUCCCGUGCGUGUGUUGCAAAUAUUGCGUACUUCUGAACAUGCUGCGCUAUCCAUUGCUAGCGGUAUAAAUGUAUUGUACGAAGAAUACGGCAUUUCUAGCGUUUUCUCUGUACUCAUCAAGGACAUUGUAGAAACGUUGUCAGUGGAUUCGGUCGAUACGGUGGUGUCGCGCAACUUUUCCAACUUUUUAAUGGAGCUUGCUACCAUUGCACCCAAGCUAAUGAUACCACAUCUGUCAACACUCGCCGAUGAGCUGCUCAAUUGUGAAUCACAUACACUGCGUAACUGCAUAUUACAAAUCAUGGGCGAUGCUAUUGUUGGCGAGCUGACAUCUGAGGAGCUCUCCGAGGAGUUAAAAGAGGCACGAAAUGAGUUUCUAGAAAAUUUGUUGGCACACAUCAAUGACGUCUCAGCGCACGUGCGCGCCAAAGUGCUGCAAAUAUGGAAUAACAUGAAAGAAGAAAACGCAGUGCCGUUAUCUUUUCAAUUGAAAGUGCUUUGUGAGGCAGUGGAGCGUUUGGAAGAUAAGACAUCGUCUGUGCGAAAACAGGCCGUCCAGCUGAUUAAGUCAUUUCUGGAGCGAAAUCCUUUUGCGGCUAAACUAACGUUGGAAGAGUUAAUCAAAAAGCAUGCCGAGGAGUGUGAGAAGAUGGAAAAGUUGAGUGAAGUUCUGGGGGAGGAGCGCAAAAAGGCUGAAGAGUUGGAUGGGCAAUGGAACUUGUUGAUACCGGAAAUUUUGCCGAUUGUAGAACAAAAUUUGAAAGAAUGCACAGAAGACUUACCCGAGAACACACAGGAAAAUUAUGAAGAUAUGAUACAACGUAUUUCUACAUUAUUGCUGGAGAAGAAAUAUCGUGAGGCUGUGGUUUUGGUGCGUAAAGCAGAUCAGGUGGCUGGCAAUGCAGAACUGAGGCACACUUUAAAAUUGGAAGAGCAAUGCGCCUACUACAUGGCACUGCUCAAGUCUUAUAUAUUUUUGGCAAACGGCUGUAAGGAUAGCAAUGAAGAGUUAGGCACCCAAAUAAAAACUGUGCAAUUCUUACAAGACUCAAUCGAGUUUUCGAAAGUCAUUACAAAAGCUGUACCGAAAAUACAAGAAUUACUACUUUCCAAAACUAAUUCGGAUGUAUUUGAAGCUGUUGAUCUCUUUACCACCGGGUAUAUGUUUGGCAUCAAAGGCACUGAAGGUGGCAUGCGGCAGAUGUUGUAUCUGGUAUGGUCAUCGGAUAAGGAGAAACGCGAUUCCGUAUCCAAUGCCUACAAAAAAGUUCUAUUCACUACUGAUCAAUCGGGCAGAACUCAUGCCAUUAAAGUUGUACAAAAUCUCAUGCGUUUUCUUGAGGAACUGGAAUAUGGACAUUAUACCGCCAUGGAAUGCUUAAUGCAUGAAUGGGUUUCUACCGAUGACAUUGAUGCUGCCAUCAUACAAGUGCUCUUCGAGCGCUUCACACUGAAAUUGGAGGGAACCUCCGACAAUGAAUCACGCCUUGCUCUGCAACUAUUAAUUAUGGCCUCCAAUUCUAAGCCGUCCAUUGCAUCGGCAAACAUGAAUGUCAUCGAAACCAUUGGCCUGGGUGAACGCGCCAAAGCUGAUCCGCGUAUUUAUACUGGCUGCAUAGAGUUUAUGUUGAAUUCUAUCGAUUCGAGUACACAUUCGAAAUUCUACAAGCGGUAUGAGACUGAUUCGCCGCUUGUACAAAAAGUCACAGAUCUCUUUCAGCGAUUUUACUUUCAUCCGAGUGUGCCAGAUUUCGAUAAGUUAACUAUGCGAACACUGGAGUUCUUCUUUAACCUGUGCCAGACGCCAGAUGUGAUUUGCCAGAAAAUAGUUGUUGGCUUAUUAAAAAAAUUACGUGAUUUCGCUAUAUGCACUACUGAUAUAACACCUUCGCAACAGGAGCGUGCUCUAGAAACGCCCUUUUCGCAGCCUAUACCUGAAAGCCAAUCGACCGUGCGUGGUUCUGAUGCUAAACAGCCUCAGCAACAGCGUUUGCUGGUAUAUUUGGUGACGCGUUUUCUCUUCACCAUAGGCUAUAUGACGCUGAAGGAGAUGAUUUUCCUCGAUAUUGAUGUCUACAACAAUAUGAAAUUUAGGCAAGAACUCACAGAGUGUGAGGAGAAGAAAAAGAAGAACGCAUUCAAUACGACCCGGCGAAAGACGGGUAAUUUGAAUAUGUCGGCGACGGAGUCUCUGAAGCGAUUGUCUGGAACAGCUGCUGAACCACAACAGGAGCCCGAUGAGGAUCUUGUUGGCGCCACCGCUGAAGACAACAUCGCCGAGCUUAUCAAUCACAUUUGCGAAGAUGUGCUGUUGUAUGCCGAGAAUUCACUGCUUGCCAAAAUAUUCCCCUACGUGAUGGAGAUCUGCAAAUACCCUGUGAAAUAUCGUCACCAAUCACUGCAGCAGGCGGCGACGCUUACGCUUAUACGCUUCAUGUGCGUUUCCUCACGCUUCUGUGAAGCGAAUAUGCCUUUCCUCAUGAAUAUUUUGAGCCACACGAAGAAUAUAAAGAUUAAAUGCAAUAUUGUGAUUGGUUUGUCCGAUCUGACAUUCCGCUUUCCAAAUAUAAUCGAACCAUGGACUGGCCACUUCUACUCGACAUUACAUGAAAAGAAUACGGAGCUGAGGCUGACGGCUGUGAAAAUGCUCUCACAUCUCAUUCUGCAUGAGAUGAUACGCGUGAAAGGUCAAAUUGCCGAUCUGGCGAUGUGUAUUGUCGAUCCUGAUGCAGAGAUCAAGAAUAUCACACAGCAGUUCUUCAAGGAGAUUGCCAAUAAAUCGAAUAUCCUGUACAAUGUUUUACCAGAUAUUAUUUCCAAAUUGAGCGAUACCAAUUUGAAUUUGGAAGAAGAGAAGUAUCGCAUUAUAAUGCGCUAUAUUUUGGGUCUCAUACAAAAGGAUCGGCAAGUGGAGACGUUGGUAGAAAAGUUGUGCUUACGUUUUCCGGUAACACGAGAGGAGCGCCAGUGGCGUGACAUUGCCUACUGUCUCAGCCUGCUCUCGUACAAUGAACGUACAAUCAAAAAGCUGAUAGACAACAUUCAGCACUACAAGGAUAAAGUACAAAUUGACGAAGUAUAUCAGUCGUUCAAAUUGAUUAUAAGUAACACUUCGAAAAUGGCCAAACCCGAGCUGAAAGCUGCCGUUGUCGAAUUGGAGACACGCAUCAAUGAAUGCCUCGAGAUAAAUGACGGUAAGGAGCGCGAGGACAAAGAAGGCGGCGGUGGUGGUGGUGGUGGUGAUUCGAGUACUGGACGCACUGAAGCACGUGGCAAACGCACAAAAGAAAAACCGGGAAGCACACAACGCACGCGUAGCGGACGUCGUGGACGCCGGGGCAAAUCCACUUCUAGCGAAUCGACUAUCAGCAGCGAAGAUGAAGCGCCGCCGUCACAAAAGCAACUGCAACGUAAAAUAUCGGCGCGCUCUGCGCAGAAACCACAACGAAAUCGCGCGGCGAUUGCUGAUUCAUCCUCCUCGUCGUCCGAAGAAGAAGAGGGUGUUCAAUCCGCGCGGGGUGGACGUAAAGCGGCGGCGGCAAGCGUUAAAGGUAAACAAGCUGCAAGCGCUUCGAAAUCGGCAAUGGCAGCAAAUAAAUCACGCACCAUGCCACGCAGCAGAGUAAUCGAAGAUUCCGCAAGCUCGGACGAAGAAGAGGAACAGCAUCCACAGCGAAAGCGUGGGCGAGGCAAUCGAAAAUGACCUGAAGCCUUGAAUGACGCCAUUUAUAAAAUACAUUUUCAGCAUAGCUCAGUAAUUAGAAAAUAUCGAAAGAAAUCGUUAACAGAACUGAAAUCAUUUUAGAAUUUAGUGAACAUUAAAAAACAAAAAUGCACAUGAAAUUUUACAAACAAAAUUUGAAUAGCAAGCACGCAAUUUGAAUUAAAAAAAUGAAUUAGGAAAAAAUAAGAACUUGGAACCCCCUGAAACUUGUUAAUGAAAAAAAGUAAAGCAAUUUCGAAAUGUUCUAACAACAUCAUAA